AUGGCAGUUCCUUUGUUACCGGCCGAAUUCCGCUGCUUUCGUCAUAUCACGCACAUCUACGCCCGCAACGUUUCACUUCCUGCGGUGAAGGCGACGGUGAAGGCGCCAGACGACGGUGGAGUUGAGGCCUCGGCUUUGGACACCACAUCGAUGUGUGCUGCGGUGCGUUGCGGCCGCCGCACGGCACUGAGACCGCGUUGUGUCUCGUCCUAUUUUGUCUUGAGUCUCCCACCGGGCAAAGCAGAGAGCGUGCAGGUGUCGGCGGGCGACCGCCGCAUCUACACAAGUGAGGUGCGGCGCGACACACAGAACCCGGUGUGGGAUCACAUUCCGGAGGUCACUCUUGAGCAGUUUGGAGAGGUCACGUGCUUUGUCUUUUCCCUGUACUGUUGCACGACCCAUUCAGAGGAGGCGGUGACAGCUCCUGAAACGGACUUUUUGUUUUACGAGAUGCUAAUCCAAACCUCCCAUGUAGAGUACGUGGCCGCCUCCAUGACGAAGGCGGACGCCUUGCCAAGUCUACCGUACCACGUCGAAAACAGGCCGAAUUCUUUUGUAGUGUUGCUUCGCUGCACAGACGGCAUCUUUUUUCCGAAGCAUCAGGGCAUGCAGGUUGAUGAGGAAGGGGUGGUGGUGGACCCUAUUCAGACACCGUACCUGUGCGAGGACGGUGACCCUUUGCGGCGUUUAACGGAUGUGGAUGCGGCGCGGUCCCAGGGGAAAGGCAUUUAUCUCCCGCAGGAGAAAAUAACGCUGGGUGACCUUAAGACAUGUGCGACGGCCACGUUGGCGUGGAGUUAUCUUAGCGAGUUGGCGGCGGAUCGUCGUGGGGAACUGCAAGAUGAUAUCGAUGGAAUGAUGGAGUCAAGUCAUGGGGAGGCCGCUGCAGUGGCUCAGCGUGCAAUGUUGGAGGCUCGUCUUACCGAGGCUCGUGAGAAGUUAGAAUGCUUAUUCGGCGAAUUGCGUGAGCUACGAGCUCGCUACAAGGAGGAGCAAGACGCAAUGACGCUGCAGAUGGCGCAGCUGGGGGAGCUUCAGUCGAGCAUAGCCCUUGAGGCGGUCCGUGAGCAAGAGACGAGGGAGAGGCUUCCAGAGCACGAGCUUUCCCUCGCCACGCUGCGUGUGCAGCUAGAAGGCGUCCGACGGCUGCGGUUGGAAGAGCUACGGGUGAUGUUCCCUAUUAACGAGGGUGCAGCCGGGUUGGCGGACACCAUAUGCGGUUAUUGCCUGCCUGAACGAGGGAAAGGUUUGGGAGCGGCAAACGACACGAUGCACGAUUGGGGCCUUGCUUUGGGUGCCACCGCGCACCUCAUCACUACGGCUGCCACAAUUUACGGCUGCACGCUUCCCCGUCCACUAUUAUUAUGCGGCGGACGCAGCUGCGUGAUGGAGAAAUCAGGUCUUGCAACUGCUGCCGUUAUUUCUCCUGUUACUGGGUUGGGCGAUGUGAAACUUCCACUCUUCUGCGCACGCGCCGCCGAUCGCCCACUAAUGGCUGCAGCGAUGCAACUCUUGCUGGAAGAUGUGGCAGCAGUUGCGAAGGCGAUGGGGCGGUAUGACGUUGCAGCAAACGCCGAGAACGGUGACGUGCGGUUAGGUACCAUGCUAAAGCAGCUUUUGGCGCCUGUGUAG
Trypanosoma rangeli is the source of this 1632-nucleotide messenger RNA. RefSeq lists its product as uncharacterized. The transcript has a single exon. NCBI's taxonomy places the organism in Eukaryota, Euglenozoa, Kinetoplastea, Trypanosomatida, Trypanosomatidae. Gene Ontology annotation, cellular component: lytic vacuole; endosome. Gene Ontology annotation, molecular function: SNARE binding. Gene Ontology annotation, biological process: SNARE complex assembly. Bases 1 to 1632 code for a protein of 543 amino acids. The record is from RefSeq and is a predicted model, not a curated record.